Messenger RNA from Leptinotarsa decemlineata (Colorado potato beetle), 731 nucleotides. Its product is annotated as arylalkylamine N-acetyltransferase 1. Lineage: Eukaryota; Metazoa; Arthropoda; Insecta; Coleoptera; Chrysomelidae. Gene Ontology annotation, molecular function: N-acetyltransferase activity. The record is from RefSeq and is a predicted model, not a curated record.
UCAAAAAUUAUUUUUCAGUGAACAUCAUGUCUACAGUUCCUUUCGAAUUUGAAAUAAAAGAAGCCAAGACGGAAGACAGAGAAAAAAUUUUACAAUUUUUACGUAUAUUCUUUUUCAAAGACGAACCUUGUAACGCAUACUUGAAAGUUGUAACAGAGGAAAAUCCAAUCAACGAGGAUUUGGAAACGUUUUACAUGGAUGGUUUUGAUAAUGGUUUGAGUCUACUAGCAAUACAUGAGGGAAAACUGAUAGGAGUCUGUUUCAAUUCUAUAUUAGAAAAGGGUCAAAGGAGGUCAUGGAAGUGCAAAGAUGAGAAAUUCUCGAAGAUUCUUAAUCUGUUCAAUUAUGUUGGCAGCCAAGUGAACACUUUCGAUAAAUAUCCAGAGUGCGACAGAGGUGUAGCAAUAGGAAUUGUGUCAGUAGAUGAGUCAUAUAGAGGGAAAGGAAUAGCAAAAAAACUCAUGGAAAAAACGAGGCAAAUAGGAAAAGACAGAGGAUGCGGAUUUAUCACUGUUGAUUGUUCAAGCUAUUUCACUGUCUGUGCGGUGAAGAGACUGGGAUUCGAACUGUAUUACUCUUUGAACUAUGAAGAUUACAAAGUGGAUGGUCAAGUCGUCUUGAAGCCACAAGAACCCCACAGAGCUUUUACCGUUUAUACGAAGAAGAUAGACUAAUUUAUUAGAUGUUUUAUUAUAGAUAACAAGUAGUAGAAUGGAUGAAAACAACAUUUA